Messenger RNA from Lolium rigidum, 408 nucleotides. Its product is annotated as auxin-responsive protein SAUR36-like. The record is from RefSeq and is a predicted model, not a curated record. The transcript has a single exon. Lineage: Eukaryota; Viridiplantae; Streptophyta; Magnoliopsida; Poales; Poaceae. The coding region runs from base 1 to 408 and encodes 135 amino acids. Gene Ontology annotation, biological process: response to auxin.
AUGAUCAGUUCAAAGAAGCUUGCUCACUUGGCCAAGAAGUGCCAGAGGAUGGUGGCCGCUGGUGACCGGCAAACUUCAGGCACUAACGGGUGCUGCUGGACGGCUUCCAUGGCAGAUAAGGGCCACUGUGUGAUCUAUAGCGCCGAUGGAACACGGUUCGAGGUCCCAUUGGUGUAUCUCCGCACGAGGGUAUUCGUCGAGCUCCUAAGGAUGUCUCAAGAGGAAUUUGGCUUUACAAGCUAUGGCAAAAUCACAUUGCCUUGUGAUGCUUCUGCGAUGGAGUAUUUGAUUUAUCUGCUUAGAAGAGAGGCCUCGAAAGAGGUUGAGAGGGCAUUCUUCAGCUCCAUAGUGAGCCCUUGCCACAAAACGUCAAUGGGACUAAAUCAGCAGUUUGCUGUUUGUAUCUAG